ACUCCUACAUUCAGAAUGGGUGCAGACUACUACAAGUUGCUGGGCAUUGCCCGCGGUGCUUCAGACGAUGAAAUCAAGAAAGCUUACAAGAAGAUGGCUUUAAAAUGGCAUCCAGAUCGAAAUGGUGGAUCAGAAGAGGCAUCCAAGAAGUUUAAAGAGAUAUCAGAAGCAUUCGAGGUGUUGAGCGACUCGAACAAACGAGCUGUGUAUGAUCAAUUUGGAGAAGACGGGUUGAAGGGCGGAGGAGGAGCAGCCCAAGGGGCAGGUGCAGGCCCCUCAGGGUUUUCCAACUUCGGAGGCGCUCCAGGUGGAACCACGUUCUCGUUCUCCUCUAAUGGUUUCCCACAAGGUGGUUUCUCUCCAACCGACCCUCAGAAGAUAUUCGAGCAGAUUUUCAGUAGUGGACUCGGUUCUGGCGGUCCGCAGAAUAUGUUCCAAACUUUUAAUAUGAACACGGGCGGGUUCGGCGGCGCGCAGAGCAUGUUCGAUGAAGACGAGGGCCCGGGCAGCGCAUCUUUCCCCUUUGGUAACAGCGGUAUGCCUGGAGGUAUGCCACGGCGAUCAUCAGGACGACCCCAGCGCACAUCUUCACCCGCCCCUUCAUCGCAAAAUCCCGAGGUAUCUCGUCCACUGAAGGUCUCACUAGAGGACCUCUUCUCAGGCGCAACGAAACACCUUAAAGUGGGCCGGCGGCUAUUAAACGGUCAAACAGAGGAUAAGGUCCUUGAAAUCCAAGUUCUUCCAGGCUGGAAGAGCGGCACAAAGAUCCGUUUCCCUCGAGCUGGGAAUGAACAACCAAACGGAGAGGCGCAGGAUCUAGUGUUCGUUGUCGAAGAAAAACCCCAUGAUGUAUUCACACGGAACGGGAAUGAUUUGGUAUGCCGACCAAAGAUAUCCUUGGUAGACGCAUUAACUAGCCCCGGUGGCAAGCGGACCGUGGAGAUGCUUGAUGGACGAAAGUUGCAGGUACCUCUCCCUGCGUCUGGUAUAAUAAAACCUGGCCAAGAGACAACAGUGUCCAAUGAGGGUAUGCCUAUCAGAAAGGAGGGAAAUGCGAAGAAGAGAGGAGACCUGAUAGUGAAAUGGGAUGUUGUGUUUCCGGACCGUCUCACACAAUCACAGAAAGAUGGCCUGCGCAAGAUAUUAGGCUAAACCAUGCUUAGAGAUACUCUACCUUUGGACUGGAAUUUACAAUAUGUAUUAUUAUCAAGCACCUUUACAGUACCAUUGGCAAUUUACUUGGUCAUCACAAUGUGUCGACCUCAAUAUUAUCUUGCUUGGAAGUCUU
This is a messenger RNA of Serpula lacrymans var. lacrymans S7.9, 1288 nucleotides long. RefSeq lists its product as uncharacterized. Gene Ontology annotation, biological process: translational initiation. Bases 16 to 1152 code for a protein of 378 amino acids. Gene Ontology annotation, molecular function: protein-folding chaperone binding. Lineage: Eukaryota; Fungi; Basidiomycota; Agaricomycetes; Boletales; Serpulaceae. The transcript has 5 exons. The record is from RefSeq and is a predicted model, not a curated record. Gene Ontology annotation, cellular component: cytosol.